AUGGUUGACAUUGCUCGUGUUUUUUCUCCCGUAGUCGUCUUAGACAGUGGUGAAGCCCGACCGAAAUCAUCCGAUCGAAUUCGUAGUGCUUCCGUUAAACGCAUAUCAAGUGCUGGAACACGGCGAACACCACCUCGCGUCUCUUCUGCUGUCUCAACUGUUGAAAUCAACAAUCAAGUAGUGAGCAGAUAUGCGACCAAUGUAGUUACCAGUGAAAAGGAUUUUGAAAAUGAGCUUAAAAAAGAAUUAACCACUCCGUUGACUGGGAUUAAUCUACGUGGGUUAAUUAAUGAGAAGAUUUCGAAACUCGAUCGAGCGCUGCGAGAAGUCGGUGCGUCGUAUGAUGUUAAUCAAAAGAAACAAUCAUUGAUUUCACAAAAACUUCGAGAAAAUGCGAUACAAAAUGGACAAUCCAGACAACAGAUGCAAGAAUUCGUUGGUCUCUUGGCCGCGAAAGCCGCUUCGGAAAAUCCUGUUAAUGCCACUGCCCACUUAGAUGAGGACGAAGACGAUGAAUUCGAACAAGAUAGAUCCACUUUACUAGAGAUCUUCAAAUAUCCGGGCUUUCACGAAGAUCAUGUCACUCCAUUGCCAUUUCACGUGGUUCUCGAAACAGAAGUGAUGAGACACAUACUCUCGAAACAAUACACAUUAGGAAAACAAGCACCUUACAUCAAACCAUUGAUUCAACUCUAUCAUUCUCCUCAAACAAAAGCACUAAUUCUAGACAUCUUUUGGUGGAUAUUUCUGGAUAGUUAUCACAAGCAACCUGAAAUUCAAAAGAAACUACUCGCUCGAGCAUCGAAUAAUUACAUAUCUCUUCUCAUGAUAAAUAUCGAUCUACGUUAUCGUGACAAAUGCUUUCAAGUUUAUCCCUCACUUUUAGCGGAAACCGUUUUCGCGUGUUUCAAAGUUUGCUUCCCCACGUCGAUCAAACGACUGCCUGCUGAUGCGGACGCUGCGAACAAAGCCAAGAAAGAAAGUGAAAAUCGUGUAUCGGAUCUUCCCAAUUCACCCGAUACGUCUGGCCAAUCAACGAAAGAAUUAGUCAACUUAGAUCAAUUCAAGAACUCCAUUGCAAAUAUUUGUCAACUGUGGUUAGGCGGAAUUCCAGCACCGCCUCGCCGCUAUGAACAAUGGCGAUCGAAACUCGUUCAACAGGAGAAAAUCUCGUUUGUCGAACCGACACCCGUAGCAAAUUCAACGAUCAAUUAUCACAAUUUGCAUGACAACACGGAAAAUAUGCCUCAAAUCUCCUCCGAACGAAGCAAAGGCAAAGAACCUCACGAACGUCUGAGAGAACUUUAUAGAACCACCAAAGAUCCAUUACCUGAUCGACGCGUACUCUUUGAAGAUUACCGAUUUAACAUGAAUGGAAAUUCUCCCUUGACGGAGAAGUAUCUACGCUCGAGACAUAUGCUCAGAAAAGCUGGUACACAAUUUUUCAUUUCACAUCCGCAGAUAAGUCAAGUACCAACGGUAGAAGCAGAAACUUAUGAGAAAGAAAUCAAACGCACAGCACAAUUCUGUCGCAUCGUUCGAGCACAAAAGCAUAAGAAACGUGAUGAAGACGAUCAUCAGCGAAAGCUAAUCAGAGAACAUGUAGUAAAACUGAGAGCACAGGACGAGUGGAAGAAGCAAGAAAAACAAGUAUCUCUUUGUCGACGGAAAUUGAUGAAUCAGCUCAACGAUGACUUAGAGAUCAGAUCUCAAAGUUCUGUCAAAUCCUACGAAUAA
Messenger RNA from Adineta ricciae, 1737 nucleotides. The record is from the annotation of a GenBank genome assembly. NCBI's taxonomy places the organism in Eukaryota, Metazoa, Rotifera, Eurotatoria, Adinetida, Adinetidae.